AUGGAGGAAGCAACAUGCCUCUGUUCUCCAUGCUGUCCAUGGGAGAUUAUCUUACCCAGGUCAUGCAUGUGCCUGUGCAUGAAGUUUCUUCUCACUACAGAAAGGAACUGCACCUGCUUCCCCUGCCCGUAUGAGGAUGACGGAAGAUGCCAGUUCUGUCACUGUACCUGUUCCGAUUCUCCCAAUUGUCACUGGUGCUGCUGCUCCUGCGCCAAUGACCCCAUCUUAAAGUGCUGCUGUAUUUGUCCCAGAGGAAAAUCUUCCUGCCACUUCUACGACGCCCGCUGCCACCACCGGGCACUUUUCACUGCUAAAUCCCCGUGGAGUAUCUUUAAUUCAGGAUUUCGACGGAAGCAUGGAAGCUGUGAUUCCUUAAUCGCUAAGACCCACUCUGGCCUGAUGCAACACCUGCUCUGCCCCAUCUGCGGCAAGCUGCGGCUGCACUCCUAUAUUUUACCCUGUGGACACUCCGUCUGUGAGAAGUGCCUGAAGAGGAUCCAGGCUACAGCUGACGUCACUGAGUGCUUCUUCAUCUUCAACUGCCCGAUCUGUCAGCGCUCCCACUGCCUGCCCAACAAUAAGGUGGUGAUGCCUGAGAACUAUUUGCGGAGCCGCCUCACCAGGCGCUACAUGCAGCAAAACAACUUCCUCACCUGGCGCUUUGACAGGGCUUUGAAUCCCGCCUACUGCCAGGUGUGCAGGGAGUACAGGUUGGCUUAUAAACACUGCGUCGCCUGCCGCAUGAAUCUCUGUGUCGAUUGUCUCAGGAACGUCCACUCGGACCUGUUAAUGCAGGACCACCUUUUCAUUGACGCCACUAGCCAGGAACAGGAGAAGUUCUGCUUUUAUCACCCGAACAACAAGAUCAUUGAGUACUGUCGGAACGACCAUGAGCUGCUCUGUCAAAUCUGCAAGUGCAUUCACCACGAUGGCCACGAAAUCAUUAGUUUAGUGGACGCCUGCUCCGAGCUCUCUGCAGCUCUCUUCAGCGCCAUUGCCAAUUUCAAAUCAGUUCGAUAUGAGAUUGAUAAUGACCUGAUAGAAUUCAAUAUUUUAAAGAAUGGCGUUAAAGUCAACAAAGAGGCAAAAAGGAAAGCAGUCCGAGGCGGAUUCGUAAGACUGAGGCAUAUUCUUCAAGAAAAGGAGAAAUCCCUCAUGGAGCAACUGGAGAAUUUGGAAGGAUGCAGGCAGAAGGAAAUUGAAAAAUAUGUGUGCACCACAACUCUUAGAGUUAAGGAAAUGGAUGGACUUAUUGAGUUUUGUAAAGAAGCUUUGAAAGAGACAGGUCAGGUGGCAUUUCUACAGUCUGCUAAGUCUUUGGUAAAUCAAAUAGAGGAGGGGAUCCAAAAUACGUAUCGGCCUGAUCCACAGCUUAAGGUGGACUGCAUGGAGGCCCUUCACCUGAAUUUCACGGAUUUAGCAAAUGGAUUACAUGCCCUUUUCCCUGUCCAGCAACAGAAAGAGUCAUCCUCUGGUGAUUAUUCACCCAAUCCUUAUCCUGUGCAUUCUGAAAUGAUGAUUACUCGAAAAGUCACCUUCAGUACGCAAAAUUUUAGCAAUCAACAAAUGUUUCAACACAGCUACUCUUCACAGUCUCUCCCGGGAUCUCCCUGUGAGAAGGGUAGAACAAACAUUGAAAUAUAUGGAAGAACACAAUCCAUCUCCACUCCCAGGAACACUGAAGGGUUCUUUACCUACUGGGUGGCACCUACCGAAGGCCAGACUUUUUGGUCUACUCCAGAAGGUACAAAAGUCCAGACCUACAGCAGCUUCCACAACUGGUAUAUCCCCAACGAAAGGAAUUUGAAAGUUCCAGGGCUCAUUGUCAUCUACCAGACACUGGUAUACCCAAGAGCUGCCAAAAUUUACUGGACGUGUCCCACAGAAGACGUAGAUUAUUUCGAGAUGGAAUUCUAUGAACUUGUUGUUUAUGCUCCCAAUAAUGUCCAGACAGAACUUUGUGGACACAUACGAGACAUACAGCAACAGAAUCUGGAACUACAUAAUCUAACUCCAGGCACAGAGUAUCUAUUUAAAGUCCGUGGGGUCAAUGAAAAUGGACCAGGAGAAUGGAGCGAUGUAUGUAAGGUAAUGACGCCAGAUGGUCGUGGGAAGACCAGAGCAAAAUGGGGGCUGCUGAAGAAUAUUCAGUCUGCCUUCCAAAAACGCUUUUGA
Messenger RNA from Vombatus ursinus (common wombat), 2175 nucleotides. It is a transcript of the gene TRIM42, whose product is annotated as tripartite motif containing 42. The transcript is spliced from 5 exons. NCBI's taxonomy places the organism in Eukaryota, Metazoa, Chordata, Mammalia, Diprotodontia, Vombatidae. Gene Ontology annotation, cellular component: nucleoplasm; chromatin. The coding region runs from base 1 to 2175 and encodes 724 amino acids. Gene Ontology annotation, biological process: positive regulation of DNA-templated transcription. Gene Ontology annotation, molecular function: ubiquitin-protein transferase activity; zinc ion binding; protein binding. The record is from RefSeq and is a predicted model, not a curated record.